Molecule: messenger RNA, 2495 nt
Organism: Amoebophrya sp. A25
Lineage: Eukaryota; Dinophyceae; Syndiniales; Amoebophryaceae
Source: the annotation of a GenBank genome assembly
CAGGAGCCUCCGGCCCCCCCCCUUUUGAGGCCUUGGCCUCUGGGGAUCUUUACAUGUCACCACCGCGGAAAAAAGGGCGCGCGGACGCCGCCGCCGCUCUAUCCACACGGGGGGGAGCCUCCACCCCUGAAGCAUAUACAUUUAUAUAUGUUUCAUAAGCUACGCCCUCUUUUCAUCUCACACUUCUCCUCUUGCUGUUGCGAUCGUCGCGAAAGUGCCAGGCCAUCUACUUUAGAGGCUUGAAAUAUAUGGUGUAUGAAGUACCACGACCAUGUCGUGGCUGAACUGGAAAGCAAAUGCUGCGUUCAAGAUCAUCGGACUUCGCUGUCCAGUGCCGUUGCCGCUCUACUCCCCACUAGCCGUUGUGCUAGCGCUUGAGGAUUUUGUGAUCCCUAUUCACGAUGAGGCGACCACCGAUUCAUCCACCGAGUCAGGUACCAGCAGCGAUGUCGCCAAGAACAAGGACAACUUCACUAAUGAUGUCGUCAGCGACGGUGGGGCCAACUACAACGAUGCUCCUGGACGAAGCAAGUCCUUCGAGGAGCAAGAGGAUCGUGAGAAGGAGUACGAUGAACAGGAACAAAGCUUUUUGGAGACGCGAAGAGUUUCACUGAGCCCUGAAGAAGUGGAAGACUUUUUCGCGCGGGGUAUCAAGGUAGGAUUUCCUGCCGAGUCAUAUGUGGACGAAGCUGAGGCUUUGAACACACAGAAAGUCCAGGAUCAAGUAGAACUAGAGACUUCAACAUCUACAUCAGGAGGAGCCAAACCUGCAGAUGAGGUAGCCGAUUCGACGAAGUGGCUGUACGUCGCCGUGGCUGGCGUUGGCGUGCUCGUCCUCUUGAUCGUAGGCGUCAUUUGCUUGUUUCGUUGUCGAGGCCAACAAGCCGCGGUAACCAGGCCAAGUUUGGGAAUGGGCGGGUCUCCCGGUCGAGCGUCAGCGUCAGGCCAAGUUUUGGACAGAACAUCGGGUUCGGAACGGGCUUCCGGGACGCUGGGCCAACAUGGUAUCGCUCAGCCUAUGGUUGGUCUAUUACGAUUAUAAGUCGACAGAGAGCUAAAGUUGAUCGAGAUUGGUGGAGGUUCAGGCCAGGUCUUGAUGAGACUGUGAUAUAACCGGGUGUUUCUCUCCUUUGAGUUUCUCUUUCGGUGCUGAAAAUGUUGACCUCUAUUGUCCAUAGUUGUAGCACUAAAAAUCGUGAACAAGAAGAAGGUCAUGCCUUCUCGUACUCUCUUCAACACCACCACAAAAAAUGCAGGAGCCGCGUCGUCAGUUCCCCCACAGCUUGGUGCGCCACUAAUCUUUCCGCAACAGCAGCCCGUGCCACUGAACGUUCCCCCGGUCUUGCCGCCACUGGCGGCGCCACCACUCAACACUCUCGUCCCGCCUGCAGGCGCUUUGCCGCUAGACCCGGUGUCGACAGUCGCCGCGACCCCGCCAGGAGACACCUCGAAGAAAAACGCCAAAAAGCCAGACGGACGCAAACAGUCCAGACCCAGGAGGUCCUCUAGACCCUCCGCCUCAUCCAGUACCAGUAGACCAAGCAGAAAUAUUUCUGCAAAAAAGAAUAGCACAAUUGAGGGUAGGCCGUCUGUCGCCCAGCCAAUGUCUUUCGGGUCUGCCGGGAGCCCCAGAGGGAGGAGACGGAGAGGAGAGGGACAAGCUGACGCAACAGAUACCGCAGGUGCCCCCAACAAGAACAACCAUGUGCCCGUGGAGGAAGGCGAAGAACCCACGACUCGCGAUUCUCCUUCACACGAUUCAACAUCACGGGCAGCGCAGUAGUUGCAGUUCUUGAUGACGAAAAUACUUAUAAUGAACUAACAAAGCACAUCUUCAAGCACUUAUUGAUGAAGAAUAUCGACUUCGACUUCAUUUUUUUCUUUGUGCUCACUGGAAAAUAAAGCUGCAUCUCGACUUUCCAAUCCUCUUUUUGUCAAGCCUUUUCAUUUGUUUUUGUCCAGUAAACUGAAUAGUAAUUGAAGAUGCUGUACUAAUGAAGCUACUUACAAUGAAUACUCAUUAUUUACAGGUCUUCCAUGAACCACGGGCACGGCUGCUCCGUCCUUUUGAUUUUAUUUAGUGGGCCUGGAUUGUUUCUGCUGCCAACGUGUGUUCGCCCAUCUUCAUCUGUCUCGCUUGCCUCUUUAAAUCUGUCUUGGUUGCCUCUCCUGACUGCUUUCUCGGUCUCUUUUUCUGUCGGUCCUUCGUUCUCCGUCGGUUCUUGGUUUUGAUUGCCUCUGAGGUUGAAGGUGCAUCUCAAGCUAAAUAGAUGUCGGUGGCACUGCGAUCUGUUGCUGCAAGUCGUAUUCAGGGCAGUAGACUUGAGCACGGUUAGAUUUGUUGCCACUUAAUAUCAAGUCCCAUAAUUUAGAACGAGAGAGAACUCAACGACCGAGCCGUGUUGACUCAAUCUCAUCAAGACCGCGCUCUUCCCUAGUACACUGACCAUUCUCUCGUCAAUCGAAAAUUUUAGCAAGGCGAAGAUCGUAAAAAA